CAAAUGAUUAUAUAUAGAAUACUUGUUUCUGAUGAAAUCUGUUGAUAAACCUUUCAAGGAAUGACGCUUGCGUGCAUUUCAAGCCUAUUAUACCAUUAGGCGGAAGACAAUUGACGUUUACUGAAUUUUUGUGAGGAUAAACUAUAGAAAACAGAAAUGUCAAAUUAUACAAGAGCGGGCGGCAGGAAAGCAUCAACUAAGAAAGGGCCUUAUAGCAAUCGAAACAACGUUCAACAAGAUGCAAACAAUCAAUCUGAGACUCUUGGGAGAAAUGAAAACCAGGAUAUGGAUACGACCAAACAAAGAGACAAGACAACUCCAGUUGAAAGGAAAGGUCAACCCACCUCACCGCACGAGCGAGGCGAGGAGAUGAUGGAAACUGACGAAACUGCACCUCCGUCGACAACAUUCCAAACAGGGCCAAAACAAGGCUCAAACCGCCCUACUUGUCAGUAUCCAGUUGACCACGAUGCAGAUAUAAGUCACAACGUUGGACCUUCUUCUCCAAGGCAUGCUCAGGCGCAAGAGAUGUUACUUAGACAAAAAGAAGCUAGCAAGCAGAUGUUGUAUGGAGUGUUUGGAAACGUCAUCACAAUCUUGGAGGAGCACGAAAAACGCACUUCGGCUAUUGGCAAAGGGAAAAUGAAACAAUCAGACAUCCACAUACCAGACCAGUCAUGGAAGACAAACGAAGAUGUGAAAGCGAACGUUGAGACGCAAUUAUUACUCUUUCAAACCCAGAGUAAAUUUUGUCCCGAAGAAGUGAGACUGUCUGUAAAUGAUGAACUGAGACUUAAAACUAUUGCCUGGUUUGGAGUCAGAGAGGACUCAAAACUGGACAUCGGAGAAACAGACGAGUUUGCUUGCAGGCUGUAUGAAAUUCUGGUCAAAGGGGCGACACAGCAUGAUAUCUUAGACAGGCCUAGGUCACCAGUAACAGAGAAAACAAUGCGAGAGACUUUGCCUGGAAUUCUCAGAGGCAAACACGAUGCGCGUGAGCUUGACGAUUCUUUCAAAAAGGACAAAAACAAGAAAGCUGAAACACCUAAAACACGUCAGGCAGAAGUCGAUGAUGCUUACAUGAUGGGAUUAUCACGUAUCGAGAGGACCGAACCAAAGUUGAAAAAAUUCCUGGACGAGGAUUUUUCACUUAUUCAAUACAUGGGACCAAAAAGCAUUUGCUAAUUAAAACAACUGACUAUCAAACAACCUUGAACAUUUAUUACACAUACUUUUGUUAUCAUUUUGAUGUUGAAAUAGUGUCUUUGGUAAACGAUGAUCUAACUCAGUUAAUGUAAAUUUAAUCCCCCAAUAAAGUUUAGUUUUUUUGUACGAAAUAAAUACUUGUACUAACCUUCCUUAAGAAUAAGAACCCAUAAUUAAAUAAUGGAGAUUAAUGUGCCAGGCUUUGUCCUGUCUUUAGAUUUAGGAUUUGAAUUGAAAUUAAUGUUACGGCUUCGAACUACUGGAUAUAUUGUAUAAUCAGACAUAUUUUUAAUAUAACAUAUAGUAAAUUGUUCAAAAUCUGGAAAAUUACAGUCUGGUAUAAUUACCUAGUUUUAUCAUGUAACUAUCUACUUCCUACCGAUUUUGUGAAACGUAUUACUCAAUUGUAUGCUUAAAUGUGCAACUAAAGUAGGUAUUAGGUAAUGCUUUCAAUUUCAUCAUCAUUUUUUUUAAUUAUUACUUAUUCUUACUACCUGUUUGUGUUGUUAUGCACUUUGGUUCAUAAAAUAAAUUUUUAAUGACGUAAUAACAACAAAAGCAAGAAAUUGUUUAUGUGACGUCGUCAGUAAAAAAAUGACAUACAGAGGAAAACGUGACAUGUUCAUUUUUGCAAAAUUUUGUGCCACAUAAGCAAGCAAUCAUUGCUAUUUCAUUUUUUUCGAAAUUAACCUCUCAUUGAAAGUUUACACAAUGUUUGGUAUACGUUUCAUUUUAUUAUCCAAACGCUUGUUUAUUGUUUUAUAGAUGCAUAAUACGAAUACCUAAAGGACUCGUUAUCGCAAACUAAGUCACACUUUUCUUAAAAAUGUAAUACAUCCCGGAAGGCCGAUCUUUUGUAAGCUCAAACUAAUACAGAAAGUAUGUAUCGGUUUUCAUAUGUUUAAGCACUAUCAAUGACUGGGAUUAUAUUCAAUGUUCAGGGUUAUCGCAGGGAACGCCAGAAGGCAACAAAACCUUCUACAUUAAUGUCGCUUUGUACCAUCUGGCAUUUACCUCGGGCGAUAGCAACACCUAAACAAACUGUGCUGUGGAGCACCAUUAAACCACUGUUGCGAAAUUUAUUUAGGUUUUAGGAUGCAGACGCAGGUCUGCCGCCUUACCAUCGGUAUGGAGAAUUCAGUGAUAUCAAGCAUAGUUAUUUUCUCUUCUUGCCGGGUUUGCAUGCAAGCCCGUCGCUGAUGUCUUUAUACUUUGAGGUAGUUUGUGCUUCCAAAUGAUCUCUCUACAAAAAGCCUUUGAUUUUUUGUCGAUAAUCAGAACAAUAAAUAUAUUAUACAUUU
Molecule: messenger RNA, 2507 nt
Organism: Mya arenaria
Lineage: Eukaryota; Metazoa; Mollusca; Bivalvia; Myida; Myidae
Exons: 7
Coding region: 157-1185 (342 amino acids)
Source: RefSeq, a predicted model, not a curated record